UUUCUAGCAAACCAUUUGAAUGCUGAUAUAAAUAACAUCAGACUAGGAGGAGGCUUCAGACGUUUAUCCGGACGCAAGGAAAGCGUUUCUGUCUUCAUCAAUAGACCUAAACAUCAUUCUCCAAAUGAAAAAAUACUUUUUGCUGUGUAACGUCUAAAUUCGCUGUGGUUGCCCGACUAAAUAGUUGAACUUAUUAAUUUUUACAAGCAAAAAUGCAAGUGGUUAUGCGAAUUACCUCAUCUACAAAUCGUAAUCCCAAUUUUUUGAUGCGUUUGGUGAGUACACACCAGCAGAAUGUGAUAAAGAGAGACGAGCAGUAUGGUGGACAUCAUUUCAAACCCCUGCCCGUGGUUUUGGAUAAGGGAGAAGGUGCUUAUUUGUGGGACAUGGAUGGAAAGAGGUACCUUGACUUUCUAGCUGGAUUUGCGACGGUCAAUCAAGGACACUGCCAUCCCAGACUCGUGAAAGUCAUGAGAGAACAGUGUGGAAAGCUUCAUCACACUUCGAGAGCUUUUUUCACGUCUGUGCAUGGGGAAUUGGCCGAGUAUUUGACGAGAUUACUUGGUUUUGAUAGAUUCAUUCCAAUGAAUACAGGGGUGGAGGGUGGUGAUUUAUCCAUAAAGCUGGCAAGACACUGGGGCUACAAAAUAAAGAAAAUACCGACGGACAAAGCCACGGUACUCUUUGCUGAAAAUAAUUUCUGGGGGAGAUCGCUAGCUGCCAUUUCAGCAUCGACAGAGCCCCUGAAUUACAAAGACUUCGGACCUCUCGUACCCAAUUUCGAAAAAAUACCUUUCGAUGAUCUGAAGAUACUGGAGGAAAAAUUGAAAACAAAUCCGCAUAUUUGUGCAUUCAUGGUGGAACCGAUACAAGGGGAAGCAGGCGUCCGGAUUCCAACGGACGGAUAUCUCAGGGGGGUGCGCCAUUUGUGUACGAAGUACAAUGUCCUCUGGAUUGCUGACGAGGUGCAAACAGGCCUCGGUAGAACUGGAUAUCGACUUGCUGUCGAUCACGAAAAACAGAAGCCAGAUAUUUUAAUUCUUGGGAAGGCUCUAUCGGGGGGAAUGUACCCGGUUUCCGGAGUCCUUGCCAGCAGUGAGAUAAUACUUACCCUUCAACCUGGCACCCAUGGGAGCACCUACGGUGGCAGUCCUCUGGCAUGUGCUGUAGCCCUGGAGGCAGUUCGAAUUCUGGAAGAUGAGAAACUCGCAGAAAAUGCCAAGAGACUCGGCAACAUUGUCAGGACCGAACUGGAGACUAUUCCGCGGGAUUUAGCAACUGAGUUUCGUGGUCAAGGACUCCUCUGUGGUUUGAUGAUCAACAAGGACUUCGCACAGGGUUGGCAGGUUUGCUUGAGACUACGAGACGCUGGGCUCUUGUCCAGGCCAGCUCAUGGUCAACUCCUCAGGAUCUCUCCACCUCUUACUAUCACUGAAAGUCAACUGAGAGAAGGUCUCGAAAUCAUUAAAAAAACACUCCUGACUAUUUGAUAAAUAUUAGUCCUCCUUCUGAGUGGAAACUGUAUGACUUCGGUUUUCAUACCAAUUAAUUCCGUUUGGAAAUUAUGUACAAUAAUAUUGAGGUCAUUUCAACUAUCGAGUGAAAUAACGUUAAUUUUUAUUAAACAGUAAUACUAAAAAAUAAUCCAAACACAAACGCUUAAUCCUAAGUUUCACAAUGUCUCUUCAGAUGCCUCUUUAAGCUAAAUGCCUGUGAAAACAUUUGAUCACACUCAUUGCACUUGAAACUCUUAAUAGAAGAAUGUGAAGUAG
Messenger RNA from Diachasmimorpha longicaudata, 1772 nucleotides. Its product is annotated as ornithine aminotransferase, mitochondrial-like. Gene Ontology annotation, molecular function: identical protein binding; pyridoxal phosphate binding; L-ornithine transaminase activity. NCBI's taxonomy places the organism in Eukaryota, Metazoa, Arthropoda, Insecta, Hymenoptera, Braconidae. The record is from RefSeq and is a predicted model, not a curated record. Gene Ontology annotation, cellular component: cytoplasm. The transcript is spliced from 4 exons. Bases 213 to 1490 code for a protein of 425 amino acids.